Messenger RNA from Melampsora larici-populina 98AG31, 1285 nucleotides. RefSeq lists its product as uncharacterized. Lineage: Eukaryota; Fungi; Basidiomycota; Pucciniomycetes; Pucciniales; Melampsoraceae. Bases 63 to 461 code for a protein of 132 amino acids. The record is from RefSeq and is a predicted model, not a curated record. The transcript has 5 exons.
CAAAUUAACGCCUGUGCUAGGGACAUUGAUACAAGAAGAAUCACAUCGAGUAGUUCAGUGAUAUGGGGGUUUUGCUAAAAAGCAUCGGAUUGGUCAGUAUAUUGCACUGUUAUCUUCAUAACUCGUACUGCCACUUUCGAAAUUCAAUACGGACGAGGCAUCUCCAUCUUUUAGUCUCACAAGCGACAGGGUCAAUCAAAGACUCGUCUCAAUCAGAGACACCAAUGGUAUCAGAACCUCGUGAAUCCGCAGUGCAAGAAGCUCAUUACAAUCUGACUACUAAGAGAAAUCAGGAUAAGAAUACUACGGAAGAUGCGGACUUCAAUUUGCUGAAGAGGAUGUUGGCGUCUAAAUUGAAUUUAAUGUUUGUGGAUCUUGAUCAUCAUAUCGGAAGUCGGUUCUCGGUCAACACCCUAUUCAAGGAAGUUCAGAAAGGCAUUCAUGAAAUCUUGCCCAACUAACUCAAUCUGCAUCGGACGAGCACGCACGAUCCCAAUCAACUUCAUGCUUGAACUCGCACGUACUUCAAGGACCCGUGAUCAGUCACCAUUGUUGAACACAUACAAGGACACAGACAGUACCAAUUGUGUCAUCGGAUGUAAAAUUCCCGCAAGCGAUAUCGAAUGAUUUCAGACUGUCUCAUCCUAGGACUUGGCCGAAAUUAAAGGUACAGCGAGCAUCAAAAGUUGAGAACGAAAACGAGAACAGACCCAUGUGUGAAUCGGUCGAUGUGGUCAAGGCCCAGGGUUGUGAGUUGACUUUCAAGAUGGUGGUACCAAACUCUCAUCUGUCUUCUGGAAGUCGCUCACCAGCCCCAAGACAUAAUCACAUUUAUUCAAGUGAUCGAAGUAAGCUAAGGAUCUUUUUUCUGUACCUUCUGUCUUCAUUCUGUUCUAUCACAGUUAGAUCCACUGUCCACCUUUUCAUUUCGAUUUUGGAUCUUUCUCUCUAUCCUUAUUUAUUGAAUCAGGGUGGGUUGUUUGUCCUUCAUUGAUCAGUUCCGACUUGAUUUAGAGCAUCCACUAUGGUGGAAGGGUUUUAUCGUAAAUUUCGCGGUCCCGACCGCGAAAUUUGAUCAUGCGUGUUUUACCUAAGUUGGUAACCGCAUGAAAUCGACUAUGGGAUGAUGUUAGGUGUGAUUUAUCGUAGAUAAAUCACUGUGAAUCAAUCAGAUCCACAGUGGUUUGAUUUUGGAACGAGUUAAAUAAUUAAACUCCCAAAAACCGCCGGUCUCCUUCCAAUGCCUACCUAUGCAAGACAACAAAUCAAUGCUCUUUUCGAGUCU